Messenger RNA from Acanthaster planci (crown-of-thorns starfish), 5753 nucleotides. Its product is annotated as lamin-B2.L-like. The record is from RefSeq and is a predicted model, not a curated record. Gene Ontology annotation, molecular function: structural constituent of cytoskeleton. Gene Ontology annotation, biological process: protein localization to nuclear envelope; nuclear envelope organization; nuclear pore localization. Gene Ontology annotation, cellular component: nuclear envelope; nuclear lamina. NCBI's taxonomy places the organism in Eukaryota, Metazoa, Echinodermata, Asteroidea, Valvatida, Acanthasteridae.
AGUUUCAUACCACGUGAUCCCAAAAGGCCACGCGAAUCUGACUUCCGGCUCGUUCAGUGUUGUUUGCUGCAUGUACCGCGCGCCGCGUGUGUGGACCUCACGUUCGUACGUAAUAGGCUACCCAGUUGCAGCUACCUGCGAGGAGAAGCGUCGUACUCGUUAAAGCUAGCCGUUUUCACCGAAAAAAUGUCGACUCCUGUCAUGAGCCAGAGGACCAGCACACGGUCCAGCAAGACCGUCAAACAUGUCGUUAGUAGUAGUAGCAGUCGGUCUUCCCCAAGGAGCCCAACGGCUAUCAGCCGGACCCAGGAGAAAGAGGAGCUCAUGGAUCUGAACGACCGCCUUGCUAUCUACAUCGACAAGGUCCGCUCCUUGGAGUCAGACAACAGCAGGCUGAUGAUGCAGAUCUCAACCGUGGAGGAGACCCAGAUGCAGGAGAUCGCCAAUCUGAAGUACAUGUACGAGAAGGAACUGGCGGACAUGAGGAAGUUGCUGGACGACACGGCGAAAGAUAAGGCCAGGCUGCAGAUCGAACUCGGCAAGCAGAGGAACGAGUUGGACGACAUGAAACCUAGGUACCGGCGGAUGGAAAAGGAUCUGGAAGCUGCCAACAAGCGCAUCCAGGCCCUGGAGACAUCCCUGGGUGAGAGGGACGGCCGCAUCAGUGCCAUGCUGCAUGAGAAGAAGCAGCUGGACGAUCUGGUCAACGAACUGAGGAAGAACCUGGCCAGCAAGGAGAAACAGCUACAGGCUGCUAAGAAGCAGGUUGAGGAGGAGACAGUGCUACGUGUUGACCUGGAGAACCGUAUUCAGAGUCUGAGGGAGGAGCUGGACUUUAAGAAGCAGAUGUACGAUCAGGAAGUUAAAGAGAUCCGAAGCAAGUCCACCAUUGAUUUCACCGAGAUUGACAACCAGGCCCGCAGCGAAUACGAGAGCAAGCUGAUCGAGAGUCUACAGGAGCUGAGGGAACAACAUGAGGCCCAGACCCUGCAGCUGCGAGCAGAGACUGAAUCCAUGUUUGAGUCCAAGGUGAGUGACUUGAAGGCCCUAGCCGAGCGCUACCGCAACGCCUCGGUGUCAAGCCAAGACGACCUGCGUAUCAUGCGUACUAAAGUGGACAACUUGCAUUCAGAGCUGAACACCAUCAAAUCUCAGAAUGAUGCCCUGAUCGCUCGCAUCAAAGACCUAGAAGAUCAGCUCAAGAUAGAGCAGGACAACCAUUACGAGGCCCUGAACGACCGCGACAAGGAGCUGCAGCAGUUGCGAGACGCCAUGGCCAGCCAGAUGCUGGAGUAUGAAGAGCUCUUGAGCAUCAAGCUGUCCUUGGAUACUGAGAUCGCCGCCUACCGCAAGCUAUUGGAAGGAGAGGAGAGCAGGUUGAAAAUAACCCCGUCUCCACCGCGCAAGACCCAAAUCAGCCAGCGCGUGUCUCGGGGAGUCAAGAGGCGUCGGAUUGAUGAGGAGGCCAGCACAGUUCAGAGCUCCACGACCACCGGCCUGGUAGCUAUCAUUGAGAGGGAUCUCAAGGGUGACUUCAUUAAGCUUCAGAACACCUCUGACCAGGACCAAGCCUUAGGUGGCUGGACCCUCAAAAGUCAAGUGGACGGUGGGGAUGAGCUCAACUACAAGUUCUCGGCCAAGUAUGUCCUGAAGGCCAGCAAGGAGGUGACAGUGUGGGCCGCUGGCAGUGGCCAUGGGCACAACCCGCCCUCUGACCUGGUCUUCAAGAACCAGAAGAGCUGGGGCAUCGGGAAGGACGUUGUCAGCACACUGGUGGAUGCCUCCGGGGAGGUGAUGGCAACCCGCACUGUAAGCACUUCGUCAAUCAGCUACAAUGACGAUUCACAGGAGGUGGGCAAUGAAGAAUUAUUUCAUCAGCAGACCCAGGGCGAUCAAGGCAAGAGCUGUUACAUCAUGUAAACCCACUGACUAUGAUGCCAGCACGGCACCACCGACAACCGCAUCCUUCGACAGUUCUAGUUAUUCAGCUUCAAAGCAAAAAUGGUCCUUGAAGUGGAAUUGAACUUCCAACCGUCCUUGCUGUCCCAAGCAUGCAUUGAAAAUGUUCAUGCAGUUAUUGCCUUCUGAAUCCUCUGCAUGAAAUUGUUCAUUUCUGUUUUGUUCUGUUUUAGGGAACAUUUCAUAAUUACAGAAGGCGGUAUUUACUGCAGUACCGCUGUAUUUUUGCGGUACCAGCAUUAAGCCCUUUUGGGUAACUAGUGCAGUGCCGCUAAAAAAACAGUGGUACCGCAGUAAAUACCGCCUUCAACAAGUAUGAAAUGCUCCCUUACUUUGACUCGUGCGUAUUUGCAUUACUUGAGGGGAUAAAAAUGUGGUGACCUGAUCUUAACCCUUUCAGAAGCAACCCCAAAUAUAGGGUUGUGGAGGCUAUUUAUGGAAGGCCAGUGCCUGAUCAGGGGUCCCUUUUGGCCUUGUAAAGAUAGGAUCGUGACAUGUUUCCGUUAAUACCAUACCGAAAUGGUUGUAAAAAGUGUUCAAUAAAAAUUUGCAGCCUCUGUUUUUUCCCGUGUGUGUCAUUGAGAGACACUGACAUUCAGUGCCAUAGUCUCUUGUGUGUCCAUAUCCACUCACUGAAAUACAUGUAGUCUGUGGGGUGUCUAUUUGCACUCUGUGGAAUAGUCUGUGGGGUGUCUGUUUGCACCCUGUGGAAUAGUCUGUGGGGUGUCUGUUAGCACCCUGUGGAAUAGUCUGUGGGGUGUCUGUUUGCACCCUGUGGAAUAGUCUGUGGGGUGCCUGUUUGCGCCCUGUGGUAUACUCUGUGGGGUGUCUUUUUGCACUCUGUGGAAUAGUCUGUCGGGUGUCUAUGAGCACUCUUUGGAAUAGUCUGUGGGGUGUCAAUAAGCACUCUUUGGAAUAUUCGGUAGGGUGCCUAUAUGCACUCUGUGGAAUAGUCGGUUGGGUGUCUAUAUGCACUGUUUGGGUGUAUAUGUACAAGUACUGUUGUGUACAAAGUGCCCAGCCUCGUUACUUUUUGCCUCCUGGCUACUUUAUGCUUAAUAUUCCUACUUUUUGCCUUUUGUUGACAACGACCAAUUUAUUUGAAUGUGUUGCUAUUGAGCAGUCCGGCCAAGUUGUUUUUAAAGGAUUAGUGCACUCAUAGUCACCUAGAGUGGCUUUUAAAGACUUUCAAACAACCCAGCUGUGCUUGUGUUUGUAAUGAAGGCAGUGGCCGUUUUUAUCAGUUGGAAAGUGGGGCAGAAAACCUUUAGGACAAAAAAAAUAGAUCCAAAGGUAGAGCUUAUGCUCAGAUAACAAUGUUUUGUCUUUUGUAUAUAUAUUAACCUGCUCACUGUACAGGCGUGUAGUUAACAUAGUGUUUUCACUGUUGUGUUCAGUCAUUAAAAAAGUAAUUAGGUGUUUUUGGUAGAAAUUAAAUAGAAUUUUAAAAGCGUCAAAGUUUUUUUUGGGAGGGGGGGUUUAUUUGCCUUUUCCCCAGAAACUUUGGAAAGGUUUUUUUUUAAGAAAUGUAGAAAUCAUUGUACAAAAACUUGGGGUCUCCUCACUUUCAGAAAACUUGGGGGAGGGGUGGGAAUGAAUGGGAUGAACUCUGCAGAAAACAUUGUUUUAUUCACAAAAAAAGUUUAGUUUUAAAGUGGGAGGUAAAAUAUUUUCUCUUGCCGACCCUUUCAUUACGUUGGCAUGCAGUUCAGAUUUUGUUUCAAUACGCAUAAGUGUCCGAGGGGGUAGUAUUUAUGUCAUGUUCAUUAGUUCAGUCCCAGUCGUUUCAGUUCUAUGAAACCAUUUCAAGCUUACCUGUAUUCCAAAGACAAGUUCAGGGUAAGUCCUCAGAGCUAUUUUUUUUAAAAACAGCUGACUGAUGAAAUACGAUGCAAUUGAAUUACUCGGCAGUUGCUUUUUUUAACAUCACUGGUAACCGUCAGCAAAUCGUUUAAAACUCCCCUUGUAACAGGUGAACGGAUGUCGCAUAGGGUUACCGUUAAAAAAAGAAAAAGAAAUUCAGUUCAGCAUGUUCGGAAUUGCUAGUCUUGAUUCUAAUUGUUGGAAAUUGUUGCUUCAUCUUUUGUUUCUAGAACUAAGACUUCCAAAAUGGUUCACCGAAUCAUUGUUUUUCCUGGUGAGAAAAAGUUGUAAUAGAUUGCCAUAAAAGUUUUUAUGAAGUUAUAAUUUUUGUGCUAACUUACAAGUUUUUGGUGAUUGCCAUGAAGCUUGGACAAGUUUUAUCGCACCAUUUUUUUUAACUACUUAGUUCACGUCUUUAAAUGUAAUCAGAUUUGUGGUGAAAAUAGAGCUGGUAACUUGUAGGCUGGGAUUUUUCUGUUGAUGCUUCCUGUAUGAAAUAAGUAGAAUCCGUAUGUGCUUCACUUUUCUUUGUAGCUGUCUCUUUUGAUAGGUUGUGAGAGCAAGUAUCCUAUGUUAUAUUUUUAAUAAUUACACUCCUCAGCUUUUUGCGUGUGCUGGUGUUGUCUCCACCUGUUUAUAGAAUGGAUUGUAAACGAUGUCGCUCGUCAUAUGUACUUCGGUGUAUAAUUGUGUUUUGUAGUCCAGGUCUAUUUUUCAUUCCAAAUUCGACCAUGAGAAGCUGAUUAAGAUAUCGAAACCUUGAAAUAACCUAGCUAAGUGUUGAAGAGGGAUCCGCAGGAGAACCGUUUAUGACGUCUGAAUAUUUCAUGAACUGUUUGGAGGCAGUGAUGUGGGUCAAAAUAGGCGCGGAAAACCAGACAGAGGUCCUUCUGGAAAUUGGAGAUUGCGUUGACAGUGACGGCAGGAAUUGGAACUAUUGACCUUCCAUUGCAUCUAAAUGGAGGUGGUACUUCUAACAUCUGCCGAUAUUUCCGUUGAAAUUACCAAAGUCUUAUAACUUGUUCAGAGUUUGCACAAACAUUUCCUGACAUGGGCAUGGAUAAAUUAUAUGAAUGAAUUUCUUACUAAAGCGUAUUGAGUUUAAAUUGAUAGAGGAUUGAAUCAGAAGUGCUUGGACUACAUGCUAGCCGACUGCCAAAAAGUCCUCGUUUGAACUAUGUCGGAGCAAAGGGGUUAUUUCUGAUACAUACUUUUUAUCCUUUUAGUAUUAGGUCAACUUUUGUGGAGAAAAAAGGUAUUGAUCAGAUGUAGAGCAAAAUACACGUUCAUGUUAUGUUUGUCAGAUUAAUAGUUGAGAGCCAUAGUGGAAGUCAAACUUCAUGGCUGAAUGCAUAAAAAUGCGGUUAUUUUACACAGCGCAAUUUUUUGUGUCACGCAUAUACAUUAAAUACCUUUUUCUAAUCUGUCUAAUUUCAUUGUAGCGGAUACACAUGCAAAAAUACUUGCUGAUGUACUUCCUGUAAGUUAAUAGGAUCUUUUGGUUUUAUCUGUAGUGUAGAGAAAGUUUAUGUUUGACCAUCAUAAAUAUUUACCGUCUUUCCCCCAAAAUCUUUGAAUGAUAAUCGGUAAGGUCAUCCCAGUCGUGAAAUGGAUUGGAAAACUACUACUACUGACUAAAAUACACUUUCCAAAAAAAAUCAAUGUAACAAAUCAACAAGAACUGGUGACACAAUGAAAACAGUUAUUUUGUAGGUACCAAGACUGAACUAGAUACAUGAAGGUCAUUGUAAAAUUGUAAUGAAAAAUUGUAAACAAUAUUAUAAAGCAACCGAUUCCAUACCCCUUAAUUUGGCUUAGUUUGAUGAUCCAAGAAAUCGCCAGUUUUAUGCUUUCUCAAUUUCUGCCAUAGAUUAUACAUUUUUCUCCUCUGCCUCGAAUGUUAAUAAAACAUUAGGAUGUGCUUGCAAAAC